Molecule: messenger RNA, 670 nt
Organism: Racocetra fulgida
Lineage: Eukaryota; Fungi; Glomeromycota; Glomeromycetes; Diversisporales; Gigasporaceae
Source: the annotation of a GenBank genome assembly
AUGUACGAAAGAAACACCUUAAUACCAAUACUAUCAUCAAAUCUAGCGUCUUCUUAUGGCUCACGUUCACGCUCAAUAAGCCCUCGAUCUUAUACUUCAAGAACUUUAAGUCCAUCGCCUCGUUAUCAUCCUGAAGAAGAAGAUCCAAUACGCAAUGUUGUUGAUAAUCUAUUAGUAUCUUUUCCUCAACUUCGACUAGAAUGUACAACUAAUACAAAAAUGGAAGAAAGUCUUGUCUCGUCCAUAUACAAUAAUCAUGAACAACCUAGUAGCAUUUAUUGUUGGUUAUCUGACAAUCAAAACACUUUAUCCUAUAGCAUUCUGCUCGGCUUCUUUUUAUCAAUAGGAAUUGGUUGUGAAAAAGAUGAGAAACGUGCUUUUACUUUGUUCCUUAAUGCAGCAAAAAAAGAUUACUUAGUUGCUCAAGAAUUGAUCGGCGACUGUUAUUUCUACGGUAUUGGAACCCACAAAGAGGAGAGCUUGGCUUUCAAUUGGUACAGUAAAUGUACAAAGCAAGAAAGCGCUUGCGGAAAUUAUGGACUUGGACUGUGCUACGAAUACGGUAAAGGGACUGAUCGAUGUUUAAUUAAAGCUUACGAUUGUUAUCGUGCCUCUGCUGAAGGAGGAAAUGUACGCGGAAUGAACGAUCUGGCACGGUAUUACCGAGAUG